Messenger RNA from Pochonia chlamydosporia 170, 2646 nucleotides. Its product is annotated as ABC transporter domain-containing protein. Lineage: Eukaryota; Fungi; Ascomycota; Sordariomycetes; Hypocreales; Clavicipitaceae. Gene Ontology annotation, cellular component: membrane. Gene Ontology annotation, molecular function: ATP hydrolysis activity; ATP binding; ABC-type transporter activity. The transcript has 6 exons. The record is from RefSeq and is a predicted model, not a curated record. Bases 1 to 2646 code for a protein of 881 amino acids. Gene Ontology annotation, biological process: transmembrane transport.
AUGGAGUUAGCAGCAACGGAACUGGAUACGGCAGUGCCGCCACUGCUUUACUAUCUUUAUCCUGGAGCUGUGUUUUUGUACUUUCUGGCAGCAUCGCUUUUCUCUGUGUGCACAUUGCACAAUCUCAAGCAAGAAACACCGUCAAAACCAGAAUUGUCCAGCAUCGGGGCAGUUGUCGGUGUCCUUUCCCUCUUCAUUCUGACCUAUGUUGCACAACUUGUUAGCCUUGUCGCACUUGAAGGCACCGACAGCCAAUGGCCCCCAGCCGAGCACACUGUUGUUGGAAGUUUGUCUUGCCUACUUGUGUUUGGUAUUCAGCUUUCUUGGUUAUCAACCGCCGAGGAUCUCGUAUGGUAUCCCUACCAAGGGUCCUGGAUCAUUGCAUUGGCUUUUGAAGCAACUCUGGGUGCUUUUGCUGUUGUCGAAUCUCGUGCGCAUAGCUUAGGCCGCUACGAUACCGCUGAGCUCGCAUUGAUAAGUUUGCGCUGCUCAAUUCUUCUUGCCCUUAUCUUUUGGACAUCCAUGCGGCGCUGUGUCCAAGCUGUUCAUCCAUGGACGGACGAAGAACAUCAACCCUUGUUGUCAGAUGCCACCAAUGCUAAUGAGUCUGGCUAUGGAUCAACUUCUGAUACCGAAGCCGCAUCUGAUGAGGAAACUGAGUAUACCUGGGAACGUCGCAAACGGGAGGCAAAAGAAUCCAUGCAGAAAAGGUUGAAGGAAGGAGGGAAUUGGUUUGCAUAUGCCAAAGGAUUUAUGAUUCUCUUCCCUUACGUGUGGCCUGUUGGAAACCGGGCCCUACAACUUCGAGUGGCGGCAGUCGGCCUGUGCCUUCUCGGGUCCAAUGUGUUGCACCUGCUGAUCCCAAGACAGACUGGUAUAAUCAUGGACAGCCUGGCAUCCAAUGAGGAAGCAAAAGCCAACAAUCCCUGGGUUGCCGUAGCAGUGUUUGCUGGGCUGAGGCUCGCCUCUUCCGACUCCGGAAUUGAACUCCUACGCCAGUGGCUCUGGAUCCCUGUUCAGUAUUAUUCCCAUGAUGCCAUGACCCGGGCUGCGUACUCCCACAUGAUUCACUUAUCAGCCGAUUUCCACGACUCCAAGAGCUCGUCCGACAUGAUGCUGGCAAUACAUGGUGGCCACGCUGUGUCCAAUGCAAUAGAGAGUGUAUUGCUCCAGGCGGUCCCCAUGCUUAUUGACAUGUGUGUUGCUUUGAUCUACCUGUCAGUUACCUUUGGCCCGUACGAAGGUUUCAUAACCUUGGCAACAGGAACUAUUUUUUUCAUCAUGGCCGGCAGGUUAGUUGCUGAGUCCAAGACGGCAAGCCGGCAACGUGUAAAUGCUCUCUACCAGGAGCACUAUAUUCGCCAGUCGGGCUUGCAAGGCUGGCAGACCGUUAGCGCCUUCAAUCAAAUCGGUUAUGAGGACAAUAGGCAUGCCAAUGCUGUGACCACCAGGUGGCUUAGAGAGCAGCAGUACAUAUUGAGUUGGUAUGUCUCCAUUGCAUUCCAGACAAUGGUCCUCACUUGUGGUCUCCUUGCCAGUGCAUUUUUGGCUGUUUAUCGCAUUCAGAAUGGGAAGGCGUCGGCUGGUCAAUUUGCAAUGCUCUUGAUGUACUGGGCACAGUUGACGUCUCCCUUGCAAUUCUUCGCCAAGCUUGGGAAACGGAUGAGUGACGACUUCAUCGAUGCUGAGCGACUGCUCGAAAUAAUGAAAACGAAAUCUACAGUUGAGAAUAAGAAAGGAGCGAGACCAUUAAAGUUUGUCUCAGGCGAUGUUACGUUUGACAAUGUAACAUUCAGCUACGAUGGACACAAAGGGGUCAUCAAGGGUAUCUCGCUGAAAGUCCCUGCCGGCCAAACUGUAGCGUUUGUUGGCGCUACAGGAGCUGGUAAAUCUACCUUGCUGAAGCUCCUUGAUCGAUUUUACGAUGUUACAGGCGGAAGCAUAAAGAUUGACGGGCAAGACAUCCGUGAUGUGGAUCUCUUCAGCCUUCGUGACCGCAUUGGUAUCGUUCCACAGAAUCCUAUAUUAUUUGAUGAUACGAUAAUGAACAAUGUUCGAUAUGGGAGGAUUACGGCCAGUGACGAGGAAGUAUUUGACGCCUGCCGUGCUGCCAGUAUACACGAUAAAAUCGCAAGCUUCACACAAGGCUAUGCAACCAGAGUUGGUGAACGUGGCGCAAAACUAUCUGGCGGAGAGCUUCAGCGAGUAGCAAUUGCAAGAGCUAUAUUGCGGCGGCCAGACAUUGUUUUGCUAGAUGAAGCGACCAGUGCCGUUGAUACCGACACCGAGCAACAGAUCCAGCUAUCCUUCAAACGGCUUUGCCAGGGUCGCACUACUUUUGUCGUGGCGCAUCGGUUGUCAACCAUAAUGAAUGCGGAUCGAAUCGUUGUCGUGGAGCAUGGGGAAGUAGUUGAACAAGGGAACCACAGUGAGCUGAUCGUAGCCAAUGGACGAUACGCAGAUUUGUGGUCCAAACAGGUCUUUCUGCGGCCACGGGAAGAAGUCAACAUUAUGGACCUUAUCGACGACAGGUCGGCAGUUGUUGACGACUUGUCCUCCGAGCAAACUGCCACGGAACAAGGGCGACCUGAUGUUUUGGACUCCGAUAGCGAAAUACAGACUGCAGACGAGGAUCAGGCAGAAUAG